Molecule: messenger RNA, 1776 nt
Organism: Exophiala aquamarina CBS 119918
Lineage: Eukaryota; Fungi; Ascomycota; Eurotiomycetes; Chaetothyriales; Herpotrichiellaceae
Exons: 3
Coding region: 1-1776 (591 amino acids)
Source: RefSeq, a predicted model, not a curated record
AUGUCACAGCCAGAAAUUUCCCAGACUGAAACAAACGAGCAUGUCGGAGAGGCUUCUGGCAGGACACCAAAUGGGGUUGAAAGCACUGACCCCGAGAGUGGUCACAUCGACACGGUGCAUUUUGGCAUAUUCCAUGACCAACUUCAAGCUGAAGUGCAGAGGCUUCAAGAAGGCAUGUCUAUAUCUCACAACGCGGUUACUGAACUUUCGAAGACUUUCGGUGAGUACAGUAAAAUCGUUAGUACCGUGGGUGAACGCCAUGGAAAAGAUCAAGUCCUGGAGGACAAGAUUCGUGAUUUGGAGGCGACAAAUGCCGGGAUAUGGAAGAAUAUCGAGACAGAUAGGAGCUCCCACAAGAAGGUUCUAUCGGACUUACGGAAGAAACAUGAUAAGGAACUAUCUGGACUACUAGCGCAGGCGGAGGCCGGUGAGCUGGAGAAGGAGAAAUACGAAGAAAUGGAAAGAAGUCUGCAAGAGGAACACGACAGAACCAAGCAAGGAAUGGCUAGAGAACUCAAACACAAAAAGAAUCAGUUAGAGAAUGAGAAUGCCGAGAAAAUUGCAAACCUGGAAAGAAAACAAGAGGAGCUGGAGAGUGAGAAAGCUAGACUUGAACAUGAGCUGGAUAAAAGGACUGCGGAACGUGACCAGGAAAUGGAAACUCGCGAAACGAUGCAGAACAAGGCGCGAACAGACAUCAGGAAGUUGGAGAAGUCACUUGCUGAUAUCCAGGCUAAGUACCAAGUGGACCAGCGACCAUCGCAAUUCUAUGAGGACCGAUAUAAGAGAAUUUUCGACGGUGUGGGCAAGAUUGCCUCAUUAUUCUUCACAGAGCUUCCAGAUAAAGCGAUCGAUGAUCCUGUCGGUACAUCCGCUCGGUUGAAGCGGAAAGCGCCCAGUUUUGCAAGCGUACCGAUUGGGAACUUUGAAUGCUCACAAGUUCUCCGACUGGCCAAUGCCCAACAUGUUAUCUUUGACUCUCUGUGUGGCUCUGUGUGGCAACCAUUUUUCUCUCGGUACCUAUGGAAAUACGAAAGAGCAAAAUCGUCUCUUCCUGAGAUCUACUCGCGUCUAGCCGCCUAUGGAGAGGAUUUCCAGCAGAAUUGGAAGGUGUCCACAUUAAAGAUUCUGGAAGAGCUUGACGACAAGGUGGACGUGGGGGAGUUGGUGGACACCCUGAUUGAGCAAACCGUCAUUGACAUUCUGCAGCCAUUACUGGACGAUAGCCAGCUCGGUCUAUUCAAAGAUGAAUUGAAGAUCGUAUACAACGACGCCAUCGAAUUGGGUCGGAUAGGGGAGCGUGAUCAAUCACCGGUGUAUCCUGAUACGACCGCAUCUGUGAAUGACCGCGCGGGCUGGAAGGAAUACUUGAGCGAGGACUAUGACAUGGAUGAUGCGGCAAACCUGUCUCGUACUUCGUCAACCUCCGAAAUUUCCUUUGGGCCGCUCUUUGUGAGUCCAAAGAUGUGUCGUAAGAGCGAGAGGGUGUCCCCAACUCCAACAGCGGCAACGCCUGUCACCACCCUAGGAAACGGAGCAGAGACCGAGGUGAUUCUACCCGGAGUUGCGCUAUUCCCUAACACAGGCAUCUUCCAAGAGGGAGCGAUGCACUGGCGGAGGAUUCAAGGGGCCGGGAGAGAGAUAGCUAAGAACAUUAAUGGCGUAGGGAGAAGGCCAAGUACCAGUACGAGUAUGAAAAGCUUAGGGAGUGCACCGGCAUCGCCACGCGAGCCGUCCAAGAGGUGGCCACGGCAAGGAACGCGAGACUUUGAUUAG